Molecule: messenger RNA, 1648 nt
Organism: Nerophis ophidion (straightnose pipefish)
Lineage: Eukaryota; Metazoa; Chordata; Actinopteri; Syngnathiformes; Syngnathidae
Gene: zic4
Product: zic family member 4
Exons: 2
Coding region: 183-1358 (391 amino acids)
Biological process (GO): regulation of transcription by RNA polymerase II; central nervous system development
Cellular component (GO): nucleus
Molecular function (GO): DNA-binding transcription factor activity, RNA polymerase II-specific; RNA polymerase II cis-regulatory region sequence-specific DNA binding
Source: RefSeq, a predicted model, not a curated record
GCCGUCGUCGUCGUCGUUCGCGCGCGCGUAAUGAGCGCGGACGCGCCUUGGUGGACGGCGCACGGGACGCGGCGGCGCUGAGAUUAGCGGGGCCGGCGGGGGCUCCUUGCCGCCGCCAUCAUCAGCAGCCUGCCCCUCGGAGCGUGACAGGCGUCCCGGGGUUCGGCAGCCAUCCGCGCUCAAUGGCUGACGCGCACCCUGGGGAGAUGAGUGCGGAACCCCGCCUGGGGCCGAGUCCAUUCGGGCCGGAACACAUGGGGCACUCGGCGGCCCUCAAAAUCCGCCCAGCCCACCAUUCCCCUCCUCCUCAGCCGCGGCGGCAGCACAUGGAAGGCCACAGUCCGACGUUCGGCGCCUACUCCAUGACGCAGGCUCUGGCGGCGGCGGCGGCGGCGGGUCGGAGCCACCCAGCCCCGCUCGGCCACGGCGUGUUCGUGUCGGCCACGGGUGGAUACGCGCCCGCGCAUUACCACCACGCGGACUUCCACCACGACCCGGCGGACGCGUACGCGCCCGUUGCGGACCCCUUCUCCGCGCCGCCGCGGCACAACUACACCGGGCUCAACCUCAACCUGGGCGCGCACCCCGCCGCCGCCGCCGCCGCCGCCACCGGCGCCUUCUUCCGGUACAUGCGGCAGCCCAUCAAGCAGGAGCUCAUCUGCAAGUGGACCGGCCGCUGCUCCAAGACCUACGGGACCAUGCACGAGCUGGUCACGCACGUCACCGUGGAGCACGUGGGCGGACCGGAGCACGCCGACCACGUCUGCCGGUGGGAGGACUGUCCCCGGGAGGGCAAGCCCUUCAAGGCCAAGUACAAGCUGGUCAACCACAUCCGCGUCCACACCGGAGAGAAACCCUUCCCCUGUCCCUUCCCGGGCUGCGGGAAAGUCUUCGCGCGCUCGGAAAACCUGAAAAUCCACAAACGGACGCACACUGGAGAGAAACCUUUCCGGUGCGAGUUCACCGGAUGCGAGCGUCGCUUCGCCAACAGCAGCGACCGGAAGAAGCACAGUCACGUGCACACCAGCGACAAGCCGUACACCUGCAAGGUGCGCGGCUGCGACAAGUCCUACACGCACCCCAGCUCUCUGCGCAAACACAUGAAGGCGCACUGCAAGUCCCCGCCAACCAGCUCCGGAUACGAGUCCUCCACGCCCUCCCUGCUCUCGCCCUCCUCAGACCCGGGCCGGGAGGCGGCCUCCUCGGGGGCCUCCUUGGGGGCCUCCUUGGGGGCCUCCUCCUCGGGGCCCGCCAACCUGAGCGAGUGGUACGUGUGUCACAGCUCGGGGGCCAGCGGGGGCCACAGCGGAGCCUCCACGCCCGAGGCCCCCCCCUACCGGGACCAGAACGCCUUUUAGACUUUGGACCUGCUGCUGCCGGAAAACAAACAUUCGUGUCGUGAUGUUCUUAACUUAUUUUUCACGCUGGUUUUGUAUCCAACGAACCAAAAAGUUGUACAUUUUAUUUUGUAACCUUUUUUCUUUUUUGGUCAGUUUUGUACGUUUUGAUGAACAGAAGCUUUAUUUUUGACUGUGAAGCGAAAACAAAAGCGCGUGAAAUGGAAUCCUCCCUGUUGUUUGGCCCUCGCGGCGCGCACCGGACUGCCUUGUCGUUUGUCACAUUUUUCAAUAAACCUUGAAAAAUUCGA